Messenger RNA from Leopardus geoffroyi (Geoffroy's cat), 680 nucleotides. RefSeq names its product galectin 7B (gene LGALS7B). The transcript is spliced from 5 exons. The coding region runs from base 166 to 585 and encodes 139 amino acids. The record is from RefSeq and is a predicted model, not a curated record. Gene Ontology annotation, molecular function: carbohydrate binding. Lineage: Eukaryota; Metazoa; Chordata; Mammalia; Carnivora; Felidae.
CGUCCUGUCCCCCGGAGCCCCGCGGGCACAGCGUUGUCCUUGCCGGGGUCACCGUCACGCGAGGGAGCGUGAGCUGGAAUUUCGGUGGACGCGUCCUCAGCCCAAGGCGCAGGUCCCAGCAGCCAUACCCACCGCCGCCACGCCUGUCGCCCCAGCGUCCCAGCCAUGGCGGGAAGCUCUAACGUGCCCCACAAGACGUCGCUGCCCGAGGGCAUCCGGGUGGGCACCGUGAUGAGGAUUCGCGGCGUCGUCCCGGAAAAGGCCAGCAGGUUCUAUGUGAACCUGCUGUGCGGCGAGGGGCCGGGCGGGGAGGCUGCCCUCCAUUUCAACCCGCGGCUGGACGAGUCCACGGUGGUCUUCAACAGCCUGGAGCAGGGCACCUGGGGCCGGGAGGAGCGCGGCUCAGGCAUUCCCUUCCAGCAUGGGCAGCCCUUCGACGUGCUCCUCAUCGCCACCGAAGAAGGGUUCAAGGCGGUGGUCGGCGACUCGGAGUACCACCACUUCCGCUACCGGAUCCCGCCGGCGCGCGUGCGCCUCCUGGAGGUGGGCGGGGACCUGCAGCUGCAGUCGGUGAAGAUCUUCUGAGCCUCCGGGCGGGCGGCGGGGUCGGGGGUCGGGGGUCCGGGGUCCCGGGCGCGGGAGGGCAAAUAAAGUUUCAGCCCGCGCGUGUGCGCCCCGUC